AUGCAGUUCUGCGCAAACAAACUGGACAAGAAGGAUUUCUUCGGGAAGUCGGACCCGUUCAUGGUUUUCUACCGCAGCAACGAGGACGGAACGUUUACGAUCUGCCAUAAAACAGAGGUGGUGAAGAACACGCUGAACCCAGUGUGGCAGCCCUUCACCAUCCCAGUGCGAGCGCUCUGCAACGGAGACUUCGACAGAACGAUCAAAGUGGAAGUGUACGACUGGGAUCGAGAUGGCAGCCAUGACUUCAUUGGGGACUUCACCACCAGCUACAGAGAACUGUCCCGAGGCCAAAGCCAGUUCAACGUCUACGAGGUCAUGAACACAAAGAAGAAAAUGAAGAAAAAGAAGUAUGUAAACUCUGGCACCGUGACCCUCCUGUCCUUCACCGUGGAGUCUGAGUUCACGUUCUUGGACUACAUCAAAGGAGGAACGCAGAUCAAUUUCACGGUGGCCAUCGACUUCACAGCCUCCAACGGAAACCCGUCCCAGUCCACAUCGCUGCACUACAUGAACCCUUACCAGCUGAACGCCUACGCCAUGGCGCUUAAGGCCGUAGGCGAGAUCAUCCAGGACUACGACAGCGAUAAGAUGUUCCCCGCUCUGGGCUUCGGGGCCAAGCUGCCUCCGGACGGACGCGUGUCUCAUGAGUUCCCCCUGAACGGGAACAUGGAAAACCCGUACUGUAACGGGAUUGAGGGCAUCCUGGAGGCCUACCACCAGAGCCUGAAGACCGUGCAGCUCUACGGACCAACCAACUUCGCCCCCAUCGUCAACCAUGUGGCCAGAUACGCCGCCGCAGUCCAAGAUGGCUCCCAGUACUUCGUCCUCCUCAUCAUCACCGACGGAGUGAUUUCAGACAUGGCACAGACCAAAGAAGCCAUCGUCAACGCUGCUAAACUGCCCAUGUCCAUCAUCAUUGUGGGAGUGGGACAGGCCGAGUUUGACGCGAUGGUGGAGUUGGACGGAGACGACAUCAGAGUGUCCUCUAGAGGGCGCCUCGCAGAGAGAGACAUCGUUCAGUUCGUUCCGUUCAGAGACUACAUGGACCGCACGGGGAACCACGUUUUGAGCAUGGCGCGUUUGGCCAAGGACGUUCUGGCCGAGAUCCCCGACCAGUUCAUCUCGUACAUGAAAAGUCGAGGCAUCAAGCCCAACCCGGCGCCCCCGCCUUACACCCCGCCCACCGGACACACGCACCACACACAGAUCUGA
Knipowitschia caucasica is the source of this 1215-nucleotide messenger RNA. The record is from the annotation of a GenBank genome assembly. Lineage: Eukaryota; Metazoa; Chordata; Actinopteri; Gobiiformes; Gobiidae.